AAGUUUCUCCCAUCGAACCUGUCGAUUGUCAAAGGAGCUAAAUUUAGAUCGUCCAUUUGUACGCCCGUGGGGCAGAAAGGACGUUUCGCUGCUUUCCUUGAAGAUUCGAUUCUCUCGAUCUCGCGGAGGAAAGAUCCUUCAGCCAGAGUUUCAUUGUCAAUGCUCUGCAGCAGCAGCGAAGAAGUUUGAGUCCGACGAUCUUACUGAAUUUUGGAGGCUUCGAGUAGAGGGCGAUGGCAGACCACGGUGCACCGCAUUUCCACUCUCAUGACACAGACAUGCACCCUCACGAGCACACCCACGAUGAGCAAGAGCACCAUCAUCAUGAACACGACCAUUCCUCGAAGGAUGAAUGGAAAGGUGCUGACGGAAAGAUAUACCACUCACACGAUGGUUUAGCUCCACACACCCAUGAACCAUUAGAGUCACCAGGAUUUUUUAGUCGACGAGCGCGUCCUAUAACGUCUCGGGACUUCAAGGAGCGUGCUUUCACCAUUGGCAUUGGCGGACCUGUUGGCACAGGGAAAACUGCGCUUAUGCUUGCGUUGUGUCGAGAGUUGAGAGACAAGUACAGCAUAGCUGCAGUUACAAACGACAUUUUUACAAAAGAGGAUGGUGAAUUUCUGGUGAAAAACGGUGCCCUUCCUCCAGAGAGGAUUCGUGCAGUGGAGACAGGAGGAUGUCCACACGCUGCUAUUCGUGAAGAUAUAAGUAUCAAUUUGGGACCCCUAGAAGAGCUGUCCCACCUGUUUUCAGCAGAAAUUUUACUUUGCGAGUCUGGAGGAGACAAUCUGGCUGCGAACUUCAGCAGAGAGCUAGCAGACUACAUCAUCUACAUCAUAGAUGUUUCUGGAGGUGAUAAAAUUCCUCGCAAGGGUGGUCCCGGCAUAACGCAGGCAGAUCUUUUGGUGAUCAAUAAGACGGAUCUGGCAGAAGCAGUUGGAGCAAACCUGAAAGUAAUGGAGCAAGAUUCGCUCCGCAUGCGUGACGGUGGACCAUUCGUUUUUGCUCAAGUGAAGCACAACAUUGGAGUUUCUGAAAUCGUAAAUCACAUCUUGUCAGCUUGGGAAGAAGCUACUCAUCAUAAAAGGCGGUAAUGGUGAAGGAGCACAAUCGGCACUCAGUUUAAUGUAUGUGACUAGGAGAUGAAUCUUCUGUCAUCAGCACGUCUGUGUAUUUUCAGUCAGGAAGAUUAAUUGUAGGAAAGUGGGGCUUUCCUCUUCUUUGUUGAUAACUUGCGAAAUUCAAUGGCUACUCAACUUUCUCAAUCUAGAACAUCAAUGUGUAGCACUUUGAUGAUUGAAUAUCACAUGGGAUUCAACUCCUUGGUCUUAGAGUUUAGUAUCAUAGCUAUGAUAAUCAAUAUUGACAUUUAAGUCAAUCAAGUUGACUUCACAGCAUAGCUAUCUACCUAAUGACAUAUUUUUUACAUAUGAUAGACGGUAGGAAGAACUUGACAAAGACGAUUGUGGAUUGAUUUAGAGAUGUUGCAGUAUGGUUCCAAAGUGAAGCCUGUUCGGCUUUUCGAACUUCUUUUAUUCCACAUUAUAACACGUUGGACUGUGCACGCCUCGACUUCAUCUGAAGCUGUCCUGAUUGUCAGAAGCUGAUGUACCCAUAACCCUAGGAGUUGGAAGAAGGAAGCUUCCUGGAGGCUUUCAAGUGUCUAAACAACGAAAUUUCUUCGGGAAGGUUUUUUUUGUUUUUUGUUUUUUUAAUUCUUAUAUAUGUACACAUCAUC
Marchantia polymorpha subsp. ruderalis is the source of this 1741-nucleotide messenger RNA. The record is from the annotation of a GenBank genome assembly. NCBI's taxonomy places the organism in Eukaryota, Viridiplantae, Streptophyta, Marchantiopsida, Marchantiales, Marchantiaceae.